AUGACCACCUUCGCUUUUCCGCCUCGCCAGCUAUACUACGAUGGCAGAAUCCAGCCUGCUUCAUCCGGCAAGACUUUUCGUACCGUCGACCCGUCCAACAAUACCCCACUAGCCGAGAUCCAGGUCGCUUCGCCCUCUGAUAUAGAUGCGGCUAUUGCAGCUGCCGAUCGCGCGUUCCCCUCAUGGUCGCAGACACCGCCAAUUGCUCGGGCGCGCAUUCUCCAAAAGGCCGCGGCGUUGUUGCGGGAACGAAACGACGAGGUCGCGCGUGUCGAAACAUUAGACUCUGGCAAGGCUUAUACGGAAACGAGUACGGUCGAUGUCGUGACCGGCGCGGAUGUGUUGGAAUACUAUGCCAACCUGGUAGGAGGUGGCGGUCUGAAUGGCGAGACGACCCAGUUGCGGGAGGACGCCUGGGUGUUCACGAAAAAGGCUCCCCUUGGAGUCUGCGUGGGCAUCGGUGCAUGGAACUAUCCUAUUCAAAUCGCUCUGUGGAAAUCAGCCCCUUGUCUCGCCGCGGGCAACACCAUGGUUUACAAGCCCAGCGAACACACUCCUCUCCACGCGCAAACCCUCGCUGAGAUUUACCGGGAAGCUGGUCUUCCUGCGGGUGUGUUCAACGUUGUCUAUGGCGCUGGCGAUGUAGGCGCGAACUUGACGACGCACCCGUUAGUCGCCAAGGUCUCCUUCACGGGCCAGGUAUCAACGGGAAUGAAGGUGGCUGGCUCCGCCGCAGGAAACAUGAAGUAUGUGACGAUGGAGCUGGGAGGCAAAAGUCCAUUAAUCGUCCUCCCCGAUGCGGAGCUGGAGAAUGCAGUGAACGGGGCCAUGAUGGCCAAUUUCUACAGCACUGGCCAGGUAUGCACAAACGGAACACGGGUCUUCGUCCCAAGAAGUAUGAAGUCGGAUUUCGAGAAGGCUCUCGUAGACAAGAUGCAAUAUAUCCGCCCCGGUCCCUUGUUCGACAACGCGACCAACUUUGGUCCCUUGAGUUCGGCUAUUCACCUUGAAAAAGUGACCGCGUACAUCCAGCACGGCAUCGAAACCGACAAGGCGACCCUUCUCUAUGGCGGACUUGGAAAGCCCUCGGUACCAAAGGAGUUGGAGAACGGUUUCUGGGUGCGGCCCACCAUCUUCACGGAUUGCACCGAUUCCAUGCGGAUCGUCCAGGAAGAAAUCUUCGGUCCGGUCAUGUCCAUCCUUUAUUACGACACGGUCGAGGAGGCCGUGAGACGUGCAAACACUACCGAGCUUGGUCUUGCGGCGGGAGUCUUCACGCGUGACCUGAAUAUGGCGCAUCGCAUCAUCGACCAGCUCCAAGCAGGUAUCAUGUGGAUCAACACAUGGGGAGAAAGCCCUGCUGAAAUGGCCGUCGGCGGGUGGAAGAAGAGCGGUGUUGGCGUCGAAAAUGGUCGCAGAGGUAUAGAGGCUUGGGUGAGGAACAAGAGCACUCUGGUGGACAUGAACGGGCAGGUCGCCACUGUGUUUGCGAAACUCUAG
Aspergillus clavatus NRRL 1 is the source of this 1500-nucleotide messenger RNA. Its product is annotated as betaine aldehyde dehydrogenase. The transcript is spliced from 2 exons. The coding region runs from base 1 to 1500 and encodes 499 amino acids. The record is from RefSeq and is a predicted model, not a curated record. Gene Ontology annotation, molecular function: aldehyde dehydrogenase (NAD+) activity. Lineage: Eukaryota; Fungi; Ascomycota; Eurotiomycetes; Eurotiales; Aspergillaceae.